Molecule: messenger RNA, 2100 nt
Organism: Pochonia chlamydosporia 170
Lineage: Eukaryota; Fungi; Ascomycota; Sordariomycetes; Hypocreales; Clavicipitaceae
Exons: 2
Coding region: 1-2100 (699 amino acids)
Source: RefSeq, a predicted model, not a curated record
AUGCUCCGAGUUGUUGUAUGCUCUGUCCGUAAUCCAGAUACCCUGCUGGCGUUAACUCAGGAUAUGAUUCAGGACCGUGACUCUAUGACCAAGGAUCGAGAACGAGUGUUCACAACUCGGCGCUGUCGAGAGUCUAUUUCCCGCGCCUGGGAAGCAAACAGACGGCACGUUGCAGCAAUCUCGAAUUCUCGGGCUGGUAUAGACUAUGGAGCUCGGAAGGAAGUUACGUUUUGCCUGGGAACCAUCUUGAAAGAAUGGAGCGAGGGCCAUUUUGAUCCGGACCGGCAUCCCCACACUGGUCCGCGAACCCACAUUGUACCGGCGGCCGGCGCUGACUCGGAUGAGCAUUGCCCUUUUUGGAUUGUGCCCACCAAAGACAUGAAUGAUCUCAUCUUCACGCAGGCGGCGCGGCUUAUUCUUCCGCUAGAUCACUUGUUUCUGGAAGCAAAACUCAUCAGCAACGACGAAACAUCUCUCUGCAACACUGGAGAGCAGUUUGUCCGGCGGCUAUUUGCCCUUUACACUGCCCAGCUCCUCUGCAGGUUGCUUAUCUAUACUUUCAGCAGUGAAAGAGAGCUAAAUUACGACAAGUGGAUCUGGUAUCCUACCUGGCGAGUAAAGAAGACCGACGGGUUGAUUGUCGAAAGGUGCGGCCUUGGGCUGGACGAGCAAAUAGACACAUCAGGAAUGCUGUGGCUACCUCAUGAAACGAUCGAUUGGCGACGUGGGCAUAUCGCCCUUGAAAAUUUAAUUGAACUGUACAUCCCAAGGAGUCCCCUGCAAGCGAGGCUUACGUCUCAGACGAACAUCCAAGGCUUGACCACUACCCAGCUGACCGUUGAAUAUGUCCUCCAGGAAUGGGUUCAGGAAGCCAAACGGGCGUUCAAAGAGCGCCGGGAUAAGAAGGGCAAUGAACUAGCUGAACGCGUCAUUCGGCUAUCUGCUGAAGAAAUUGCGCGUGAAUACAACCGACAUCUCCUGGCUAAGAUGCAAGCGUAUUGGGAUCGCGUGCGGAGCAGCAUCGGUCGAGAUCUACUGCCAGCUCUUACGCGACUGCAAGAGGCGCAAGAGAAUGUGGUGGCGGAGAGGAGCCGGAUCGUCACGGCCCAGACAAUAUGGGAGAUCUACCAGGACGCUUGGGCUGUUUACGCCAAAGUUGUUCCUGACGAAGAUGAUGAUAACACGCACAUGCCAAUGGAGCUCCCAUGUUGGAUGACCACCCGCAAGUAUCAACCGCCGAAACAUAAUUGGACGGAUUUCUUGGAUCGUGAGGUUUUUUUUCGACCUGCAAAACCAAAAUGGAACAAGAUUUAUUUCCUUAAAGUUUUAAGGACAUUUAGGAGAAUAUGGUGCCCUAUCAAGGCUUAUGCGGGGCGAUUUGAGCAGCACAUUAAACCUUUUCUCGGUCGCUCUGUAAUGGUGACCUUCAAUUGCAACCAAGCGAAAGAAGUUGGUACAAGUCGCACGCCUCGGACAUGGUACCAUGGAAAGCCAAGUUUUUUCCAGAUGCAGUACUGGGCGCCGUACUUCUCGCCGCCCGAAGAUAACCGUGACUUGCGCGUGGAGUCGGGCCCAAACUGGGGUAACGAGGAUCAGCUAGACUACAUCGUACCGUGGCAGCUGGGAACGGCAGAUGCAUUCCGAGUUCCACUACCACCAGCAGUUGUCGCUAAGGCCGGAUCCGACUCUCUUUUGAGUACGCCGACGAUUUUGCUACCCACGAGAGAUGCCGUGGUGAGUUUGUUGAGAAAAAUAAGGUCCUGUCCAGGUCUCACGGAAGGAGUCAAGAAGCGGCUUAAGUGGGCGAGGCGCCGGCUUGACAAUGACGGACACCAGUACGCCAUUCCCAGUCAUUUAGAAGCUAAAGCCGAAGCAGCGGAAUUAACAACCCAGUCUCCAUCACUCUUACGACAGUUUUUGGCACAAACAGAGCCUCCAGAAAGGCAAAUUUUUGCUGAGGAUAUAGAUGAAGCGGAAACAGGCUCACAGCUGUUUGUCAGGGAGGACAGCCAAUCUGAGCCAGAGCCUGAGUCUGGAGUUGAGUCUGAAACUAACAGCUUAGAGCCAUGGGAUGAACUCGCAGGGACUGUUGACACAUAA